Cucurbita moschata (crookneck pumpkin) is the source of this 1456-nucleotide messenger RNA. RefSeq lists its product as uncharacterized. The coding region runs from base 20 to 1315 and encodes 431 amino acids. The transcript has 2 exons. The record is from RefSeq and is a predicted model, not a curated record. NCBI's taxonomy places the organism in Eukaryota, Viridiplantae, Streptophyta, Magnoliopsida, Cucurbitales, Cucurbitaceae.
GGGAGAGAAGAAAGAAAACAUGCCAAAAGUUUGGUUCUCUCUGAAAAAGUCCUUCCCCUGCAAACCAGAGCCAUCAGAAGUGUAUGAUCCUAAGUGCAGGAAACAACUCAACACAAUCACAACAAAGAAAGCAGCCAAAAAGACAGGCUGUUCUUCAGGAAGGUCUGGCUGUUCAAGGUCCAUAGCAAAUCUCAAAGACGUCAUCCAUGGAAGCAAGAGGCACAUCGAAAACCCGCCAAUUUGCAGCCCGAGGUCGAUCGGUAGCAGCGAGUUCCUCAACCCGAUUGCUCAUGAAGUAAUACUAAGCAACUCAAAGUGUGAGCUCAAGAUCACUGGUUUUGGAAGCUUCCACCAAGAGGGUGGGGGAAAUUCUGAUCUUAGCAGGGGUGGAGGCGGGAAUUCGCCAUUUUUCGGUACACUAAGGCCCGGAACUCCCGGUCCGGGGUCCAACUCCCCUUCUAGUACUACCUCCAUAUCUGCAACAAGAAAGCUUCCUUCUCUUUUGUCCUAUAGAGAUGGGAGUACUGCUAAAUCCAAGGGAGGUGGGGAAGUUCGUACGAGCAAACGGUUCAUGCCGCUAACUGAAUCGAACGGUAGGACGUUUUCGAUGGUUACUUGCCAUAAAUGUGGAGAGCAGUUCUGCAAAUUGGAGGCUGCUGAGUCUCACCAUCUCUCCAAGCAUGCCGUUACCGAGCUUGUGGAGGGCGAUUCAUCAAGGAAGAUUGUCGAAAUAAUAUGUCGAACAAACUUGUCGAAGUCGGAGAACAACAAUAACCGAAUCGAACGAGUUUUCAAAGUUCACAAUAUGCAAAAAGCAUUGGCAGGAUUUGAAGAACACAGGGAAAUGGUGAAGAUCAAGGCAAGCAAGCUUUCAAAGAAACACCCUCGAUGCCUCGCGGAUGGGAACGAGCUGCUGAGGUUUUACGGGACGAUGUUAGCCUGCACUCUUGGACUAAACGGCUCGUCCACCCUCUGCAUAUCACAGAAAUGCAGUGUCUGCAGAAUUAUAAGGAAUGGUUUCUCAGCAGAGAAGGAUAUGAAAGAAGAAGUGGGAGUUUUCACGACUUCAACGAGCAGGAAAGCUUACGAAACCAUUGAAACAACCGAAGAAACCUCGGUGAAGAAAGCAUUGAUAAUCUGCAGAGUGAUUGCAGGGAGGGUUCAUAGGCCAUUGGAGAACAUCAAAGAUAUGGUUGGCCAAGCAGGGUUUGACUCCUUGGCUGGCAAAGUGGGCUUACAUUCCACCAUUGAAGAGCUUUACUUGCUCAAUCCUAAAGCUUUGCUUCCUUGUUUUGUUGUGAUUUGCAAACCAUGAAGAUAAGGAAGCCAACACAAAGUUUGUGGUUUACCAUUUGUUUUCGAGUUUAUAACGGUAUUAUUUAACUCAUUCGAAUUCCACUUCGAAUCGUUAUGUAAGGAUUCCCGAUUCAUAUAUAUAACGAUCAAGGUGAAACUA